AUGGCAUCUCCAGUAGGGUCCCACGAGGAAAAGGCACCGCUUGUUUCAAAUGCUCUGCCACAUCCUCAAAAGCCCAAGGAUUGCACCAGAGAUGUUUAUAUUUUGAGCCUCUCAUUUUUACUGAUCUUUCUUGCCUAUGGGGCUGCUCAGAAUUUGCAGAGUACUUUAAACACUGAGCGAAAUUUGGGCACAAUUUCACUUGGGAUAUUGUAUUCAUCGUUCACAUUAUUCUCCCUGGUUUCUUCCUUGAUAGUACGAGUAUUUGGGUCAAACAAUGCCUUGGUUCUUGGGACAACUGGUUAUUGGGUUUUCGUAGCCGCAAAUUUAAAGCCGAACUGGCAUACGAUGGUCCCAGCCUCUUUGUAUCUUGGGUUUAGUGCUUCAAUAAUAUGGGUUGGACAGGGGACAUAUCUCACUUCUACUGCCCGCGAUCAUGCUAGAUAUUGGAAUUUGCCUGAAGCAGCCGUAAUCGGUCACUUCAAUGGGAUAUUUUGGGCAAUCUAUGCUCUAAACCAGUUUGUUGGGAAUCUUCUCACAUUUGCUCUCCUGAAAAAUGGACAAGAUGGAACUACCAGCAACACAACUUCAUUGUUCACUGUGUUUCUUUGUGUGAUAUCCUUAGGUGCAAUAUUAAUGUGUUUCAUGAGUCAAAGGAGUGGCAAUAAUAUGGGAGAUGAUGAGCCAUCAGAUACUGGUGUUAGUGCUUAUUCAUCCUUAAAGUCUCUGUUUGAAUCACUUGCUAGUGCGUUGUCUGAUGUAAGGAUGUUGUUGGUUGUGCCCCUAAUCACUUAUUCCGGACUACAACAAGCAUUUGUGUGGGCUGAAUUUACAAAGCAUAUUGUGACCCCAGCACUUGGUGUUUCUGGUGUGGGUAUUGCAAUGGCAGUGUAUGGGGCUUUUGACGGAAUAAGUUCUUUGACUGCUGGCCGACUUACUUCUGGUCUCCCAUCAAUCACAUCAAUAGUUUGCGUUGGAGGUUUUGUCCAGGCAAUUACAUUCAUCCUGCUUCUACUAGAUAUAAGCAUAGCUAGUGGAAGACUCAAUACUCUAUACCUACUUUUUAUGGCCUCCUUGUUGGGGAUUGGUGAUGGAGUUUUAAACACACAACUAAAUGCCUUGCUCGGAAUGCUUUUUAAGCAUGACACGGAAGGAGCAUUUGCACAGUUGAAGAUAUGGCAGAGCGCUUCAAUUGCUAUGGUGUUCUUUCUGAGCCCACACGUCUCUUUGCAGGAAAUGCUUCUAAUUGUGAUUACUUCCUUGUGUUUAUCAUUUGGCAGCUUUCUGUUCCUAACUCUUAAGGUAGCCAAGGAAUGAUUUUCCUCCACCAGUUAAUGCAAUUGCAAGCAACACUGAAGCUCGCGCGUCGUCCCCCGCGAAUUGUGGAGAAUUCAGUUUAAGAUUAAAAAUAGAAGA
This is a messenger RNA of Neltuma alba, 1413 nucleotides long. Its product is annotated as UNC93-like protein 3. Lineage: Eukaryota; Viridiplantae; Streptophyta; Magnoliopsida; Fabales; Fabaceae. The record is from RefSeq and is a predicted model, not a curated record. The coding region runs from base 1 to 1314 and encodes 437 amino acids. Gene Ontology annotation, biological process: potassium ion homeostasis. The transcript has 10 exons.